GUGUGCGUACAGGGGGUGGCCCUGUCCUACAAGGACGUGAUCAUGGAGGAAUGGGAUACGUUCAAACAACACCAUGGUAAACAAUAUUUGCCUCACGAGGAGAACUUCCGGCUCAAAGUAUUCAUGGAGAACAAGCAUAAGAUCGCCAAACAUAACAAUCGGGCCGCCAAUGGCCUCAAGGGCUACACACUGGCCAUGAAUCAGUUUGGAGACCUACUGUCCCACGAGUUUGUGUCGCUAAUGAACGGCUUCAAGAGAUCCUAUAAACAGGACUCUGAGAACGGAUCCGCUUAUCUGUCGCCACAUAACGUGGUUAUACCGCCGGCAGUCGAUUGGCGUACAAAGGGUUACGUAACCGAAGUUAAGAAUCAGGGUCAGUGCGGGAGUUGUUGGGCCUUCUCUACCACUGGCGCUCUGGAGGGUCAACACUACCGCAAACUCGGUGUCAUGACAUCGCUGUCGGAGCAGAAUCUGGUCGACUGUUCCAAGAACUACGGCAACGACGGGUGCGAAGGGGGUCUAAUGGACAACGCUUUCACAUACAUUCGGGCCAAUCACGGCAUCGACACCGAGACCAGCUAUCCCUACGAGGCAAAGGACAAGAAGUGCCGCUUCAAACCGCGUGACAUCGGCGCCACCGACACCGGCUUUGUCGACAUACCGGCGGGCAAUGAGGAGAAACUGAAGGAAGCGGUGGCCACCGUCGGCCCCGUAUCGGUCGCCAUCGACGCCUCGCACGAGUCGUUCCAGUUCUACAGCACCGGUGUCUACGACGAGGAGGAGUGCUCGCCGGAACAGCUCGACCACGGAGUGCUGGUCGUCGGCUACGGCACCACUCCGGACACCAAAGAGGACUAUUGGAUUGUGAAGAACUCGUGGGGCGCCCAAUGGGGUGACGCCGGCUAUAUCAAGAUGUCCCGUAAUAAGAAAAACCAAUGUGGUAUCGCUUCGUCCGCCUCCUAUCCAUUGGUUUAG
Messenger RNA from Medioppia subpectinata, 975 nucleotides. The record is from the annotation of a GenBank genome assembly. Lineage: Eukaryota; Metazoa; Arthropoda; Arachnida; Sarcoptiformes; Oppiidae.